AUGGAGGAGACUACUAGGUGAAUGUUUCGGAGGUUAAUUACCCAGAAAUUUUACGCACGAUCAAGACACAUUUUUGAAGCUCAAAAUUAGUAGCUCAAGAACACUAAAGGGGAUUCUCACAAAUACAGCUCUACAAUUCGCAAUAACAUCGGACAUUUGUUUUUCUGCUAUAAUUGAAUAAGGAUGUUUCUCACCAGGACUGAGUAUGACAGAGGAGUCAACACCUUUUCUCCUGAAGGGAGAUUGUUUCAAGUUGAAUAUGCAAUUGAAGCUAUCAAGCUAGGUUCAACUGCAAUUGGGAUAAGGACCAAUGAAGGUGUUGUGCUUGUUGUCGAAAAACGUAUCACCUCUCCGUUACUGGAGCCUAGCAGUGUUGAAAAAAUCAUGGAAAUUGAUGAACAUAUUGGGUGUGCUAUGAGUGGAUUGAUUGCUGAUGCUCGCACACUUGUUGAGCAUGCAAGAGUGGAGACCCAGAAUCACAGAUUCUCUUAUGGUGAGCCAAUGAAUGUUGAAUCUACCACACAAGCUUUGUGUGAUCUAGCACUGCGUUUUGGAGAAGGAGACGAAGAAUCAAUGUCCCGUCCUUUUGGUGUAUCUCUUCUCAUUGCAGGUCAUGAUGAAAAUGGACCCAGCUUGUAUCAUACAGAUCCAUCUGGUACAUUUUGGCAGUGCAGUGCUAAGGCUAUUGGUUCUGGUUCUGAAGGUGCAGACAGCAAUUUGCAGGAGCAAUAUAGAAAGGAUUUGACCUUUCAAGAAGCUGAGACUAUAGCUCUUUCGACCUUGAAGCAGGUUAUGGAGGAAAAGGUGACACCAAACAAUGUUGACAUUGCUAAGGUUUCCCCAACCUACCACUUGUAUACUCCUGCUGAAGUGGAGGCUGUCAUUGCUCGCCUAUGAGAAGCACCCUACUUUCAAAUGGCAUUCCUAUCUUUAGUACUUCCUAUUUGACCGGCAUUGAUAUACUUUCUAGAGCUUAGAUUGGGGAAAUGAUGUUAGACCGUACGGUGGCCGAAGACUUAUUUGAACUCUUAUUUGAAUGUAUUCAAAGUUGCUGUUAAAGAACUUAGUACUUCCUAUUUGGCCGGCAUUGAUAUGCUAUCUAGAGCUUAGUUCGGGGAAAAGAUGUUUGCUUCCUUCUGAAUCAGAGACAGUAUGUUGCCGGGAACUUAUUCGAACUCUUAUUUGGAUGUAUUCAAAGUUGCUGUUAAAGAACUUGAGAUAGGAAAUUAUUGCUAAUUUUUUUAUGCUUCCAAGACCUGCUUGCCAUUUUCAAUUGUUAAUUUUCACGUUGCAUGAUUAGUGAAGAAGUUUCUGAUCUCACUUUAUCAA
Chenopodium quinoa (quinoa) is the source of this 1329-nucleotide messenger RNA. Its product is annotated as proteasome subunit alpha type-5-like. Gene Ontology annotation, cellular component: proteasome core complex, alpha-subunit complex; proteasome core complex; nucleus. Gene Ontology annotation, biological process: proteasome-mediated ubiquitin-dependent protein catabolic process. Bases 184 to 897 code for a protein of 237 amino acids. NCBI's taxonomy places the organism in Eukaryota, Viridiplantae, Streptophyta, Magnoliopsida, Caryophyllales, Amaranthaceae. The transcript is spliced from 11 exons. The record is from RefSeq and is a predicted model, not a curated record.